GCCCUUUUAUGUCCCAGCCCGUCCGCCAAAACCACCCUGUCGCACGACAUCUGCAAAUGUUGGACGCCAAGAUGGGCGUUGUGGCCAACGCAACAAAAUUGACCAAGUUUCAGGUCCUAAUCGCUUUGCUGUACCCGAUAGUGAUUCUUGUUGGCCAAUUGGUCUGGCUUGCUUCGCCUCAGGAAACGACGCACAAUUACUUCACCUCGAAAAAAAACAUCUUCAACGUCCUUUUCGUUAAAAAGGGAUGGCUCUGGACGUCUGUCGUGUACCUUCUGCUGCUGCUCAGAGUGCCCAGCACGUCGCGCUAUUUUAGUGCAGACUCGCUGGCGGAUUCUUUGAAACAGUUUGCAUGUGUGACUCUGUGCUGGUACUUCUACACACAAUGGUUUUUUGGCCUGCCUAUCAUGGAUAAGAUCUUUGUUCUCACCGGCGGCUCGUGCGAUAACAUCCCGCAAUCUCGUGCCACUGACCCGCUAAAGUUCAAACUGAUGGACGCCUCCAACCUUGACCUGUAUUAUUCUAGCUCUCUGACAUCAUCGCAGUGCCGUGCCAUCAAGGGUAGGUGGACCGGCGGCCACGAUCCGUCUGGACACAUGUUCAUUUUGUCCCUGAGCUCUAUGUUUCUGAUUCUCGAGUGUGCCCGGUUCUACACGCUUGACGACCUGGCCACCGAGAUACGCAAUUUCAAAAAUGAAUGGCGAGCGUUCUGGCGCACUAGAGAUACUGCAAGCCUCCGCCGCUUGCUCAAGGACUAUCCCUUGGUGUUUAUCUCGCUUCUGCUGUGGCUCUGGUUCUGGAUGAUUUUCGUCACCUCUGCCUCAUCUUCAGUUACCUGA
Ogataea polymorpha is the source of this 839-nucleotide messenger RNA. RefSeq lists its product as uncharacterized. The transcript is spliced from 2 exons. The record is from RefSeq and is a predicted model, not a curated record. Gene Ontology annotation, cellular component: endoplasmic reticulum membrane. Gene Ontology annotation, biological process: lipid droplet organization; lipid storage; phospholipid biosynthetic process. NCBI's taxonomy places the organism in Eukaryota, Fungi, Ascomycota, Pichiomycetes, Pichiales, Pichiaceae. The coding region runs from base 9 to 839 and encodes 276 amino acids.